UUCAGAUUGUGCAUACGCAGUCAGGAAGGACGGUACCACUGUACCUGCAGGUUCAGGGGCAAAACUUUUUCUCCUGGCAGAUUUAGCCAAAAUAUAUAGAAAGCUAUUGUCAACUUGAGCGUCGGGGGCAUUUCUGGCCAUGUGAACUUCAUGUGGGGCUGCCUGUUGCGUCCGAGUGACGGAGAGAAGUCGACAGGACCCUGGGCAGACUGUCACAAACACCUGUUUCUGCCGACACUCCCCUGUCCAGGGGUGACCUCCUUGGAUGCUCUUUUGACAACAAUGGGUUAGGUCGUCUUUGUAAUGGCCCCUGGACUAGAAAGUCAACGACAGGAUGACCAGGGCGCCCGUAGAAUGAUUGAUGAACUUCAAGAAAAGAAGCUGUACAAUGCCACUUUUGUCUAUGAUGACAAAGACUUGCCAUGGGUAAAGUGUGCAGCACAGUAUCUGGAGGAGAACUAUGAAAAAAGUGUAUAUUACCGGGGUCGUGAUGCAACUCCAGGUCACCCAAUCACAGACAACAGCAUUAACAGCAUCACAAACACCGAGGUGAUCAUUGUGGCCAUUUCAAAAGCCUUCCUGAACAAUUUCUGGGCAAAGAAAGAGGAGGACUGGGCACUCCUGGACUCAGUGAAGACAGAUGGUUGCAAGCUUCUACCUGUACUGUUGGAGGAUUGUGACAUUCCAAAAGAGUUGUCUGACCUAGAGGCCUUAAACCUGACAUCUAUGGAGAAAUGUGAAGAGGAGCAUUUGGAACAGCUGGGAAAGGGUUUGCACAAGCUGCUGGCAAAUGGCCAGAUAUGUCAGAGGGCAAAGUCAAUGCUUUACCCAGACAGAUACUUGAAUGGACCAGAGCUGUACCACAAUGGUACCUUGGUUGGCAACAACACAACCACCACUGGUGACAAUGAAAGCAUUGACCAAGAAUCAUCAGUCAUGCCUUAUGACCUGCAGUGUCUGCUGACUUUGCUGAAUAUUCUAGCAUGCAAGCUGGUGGCUAUGAGUAUCAACAGUAUCAACAUCCUGGACUCCUGCGUCAAAGGAAUCCCAGAAUGCUUCAUGAAGCUCAAAGAAGUAACUCAAGGUUUUGUGACAACUUUGCUUGAAGUGCUCUCAGGAGCCUUGCAUGCUGUGAAAGAGACCAUGCAAGCCUCUGUAAGGACUAUUCUCAUGAGUCUCAAAAGGGUGCUGAUGAGUAUGUUGCCAGCAUUCUUACAGGACAUAGUCAGCACUCUAGCUAGUGGACUUAGGUUCACUGGAGAUGGAAGCUUCACAACCUUUGCUGCCACCUGGAUAUAUAACGUAUCAGUGUUUCAUUUUGCUAUCCUUCUUGCAAAUGGCCUGUUGUGGCAAGUGGGUGGAUAUAAUGUCCUUCAGGCAAGGCUUUUGGAUGUUGUACCCUUGCUUCCACCACUUAUCAAAGGCUAUUUCUGUAUGCUGCAUAUGCCAGAGUACAGACAGACAAUCAAGGCUAUGUAUGGGUGCAAAACAUUGACUCUGAAGUCAAUGAAAGACACACUUGUCCAGGCUAAUGUUGAGUACCGUGAAGUACAGAUUUGUUUGCUUGUAACCUUUGCCAUAGAAUUUGUCAUGCUAAGUGGAAUACUGGGUUCUAUGCAGAUAUCUAGUCUUCUUUUCCCUAUUACUCGUCUAACAUCUCUGCUUUUGCUAACCCUGCAUUUUGCCUUCCUUUCAUGUGCUAUCAUCUUCUACUACCAUGAUGACACAGUUCACAGUCUGAUAUCAAAAAGACGGUUUUUCUUUCCAGACAUCAUGAAAAGAGAAGGUUUUGAUAAACAGGAAAAACGACUUUUGUCCAUGAUUGAUGAAUUGAAUAAGCAAAGAAAACAUAAGCCAGAUAGGAAGCAUUUGAUGACAGGUGGAAAACAAACACCUAAAAAGUAUAAAAGGCACCCCAAACCUGUGUAAAUUAAAAUAAUGUCAAUACAUUGUAUUUUGUUCUAAUCUCUUGAUUCUUGCCAUGUAUAUAUAUGUCAGUUGCAAUAUUGGUCCAUAAGUUGUCAGCUUCUGGCUUAACACUUCUACACCUUCAUUCCAAGGGCAAAGCACUUCACCUUCAAUUUUGAUUGUCAAUGGUCUUUUCAUGAUUUGGCCCUAUCUCUGAUCAUGUUCUUGGCUGCCAUGGGUCUUUCAAAUGUGCAAAAUGCU
Molecule: messenger RNA, 2169 nt
Organism: Branchiostoma belcheri (Belcher's lancelet)
Lineage: Eukaryota; Metazoa; Chordata; Leptocardii; Amphioxiformes; Branchiostomatidae
Exons: 5
Coding region: 304-1929 (541 amino acids)
Biological process (GO): signal transduction
Source: RefSeq, a predicted model, not a curated record